AUGUUUUCAGCUAGAGCUCUGAUACUAAGAUCCUCAAGACGCUUCCUUUCGGCAACCCCCAGAAGGCUAGCAGACGUGGAGGUCACCAUCGACGGCAGGAAGGUUGCCAUUGAAGCCGGCUCUUCCAUCAUCCAGGCAGCAGAACUAGCAGGAGUGGCCAUUCCGCGCUACUGUUACCACGACAAGUUGGCCAUUGCCGGUAAUUGCCGUAUGUGUUUAGUUGACGUUGAGCGAAUGCCCAAAUUGAUUGCCUCGUGCGCCAUGCCCGUGCAAAACGGCAUGGUUGUCCAUACCGACUCGGAAAGAAUCAAAAAAGCCCGAGAGGGCGUCACCGAGAUGCUUUUGGAAAACCACCCCUUGGACUGCCCCAUUUGCGACCAAGGUGGCGAGUGUGACUUGCAAGAGCAAAGCCAGAGAUAUGGCUCCGACCGUGGUAGAUUUAAAGAAUUGGUUGGUAAGAGAGCCGUUGAAAAUAAGGCCAUUGGGCCCUUGGUGAAGACUUCCAUGAACAGAUGUAUCCACUGCACGAGAUGUGUUCGUUUCAUGAAUGACGUGGCAGGUGCCCCCGAGUUUGGUACUAGUGGCAGAGGUAACGAUAUGCAGAUUGGCACUUAUAUCGAAAGAAACAUCAACUCGGAAAUGUCGGGUAACAUCAUUGACUUGUGUCCCGUUGGCGCGUUGACUUCAAAACCAUAUGCAUUCAGAGCAAGACCUUGGGAAUUAAAGAGAACAGAAACUAUUGACGUCUUGGAUGCCGUUGGUUCAAACGUUCGGGUUGAUUGCAGAGGUAUCGAAGUGAUGAGAGUCUUGCCUAGACUUAAUGACGACGUUAACGAGGAGUGGAUCUCAGACAAGACCAGGUUUGCUUGCGAUGGGUUAAAGACUCAACGUUUAACCACACCCUUGAUUAGAAACGGCGACAGGUUUGAAACUGCCACUUGGGAUGAAGCAUUUUCGACAAUUGCUGCCGCAUACUCCAAGGUGCAACCUCAAGAUGGGGAAUUGAAAGCCGUGGCUGGUGCCUUGGCUGAUGCAGAGUCUAUGGUUGCAUUGAAAGAUUUGGUCAACAAGUUGGGAUCGGAAAAUGUCACCACCGAUGUCGAUCUAGGCGUGGCAGCACAUGGCUUGGAUGUAAGGUCCAACUAUAUCUUCAACUCCACCAUUGACGGUAUUGAAGAAGCCGACCAAAUCUUGUUGGUUGGAACCAACCCUAGAUUUGAAGCGGCAACAUUGAACACCAGAAUCAGAAAGAUUUGGUUGAGAUCCAAUUUGGAAAUCGCCCUGGUUGGCCAGGAGUUUGACUCGACAUUUGAUGUCACUCUGUUGGGUGACAAUGCCACCGCAUUGGAAAAAGCCCUCAAGGGAGAAGAAGGCAAGAAAUUGGCCAGUGCCAAGCGACCAUUGAUUAUUGUUGGUUCCGGUGUAGCAGACUCCAAGGACGCCGGCGCUAUUUACAAAGCUGUUGGUGAUUUCGCAUCCAAACACGGCAACUUCAACACCCCUGAAUGGAACGGUGUCAAUUUGUUGCACCGCGAAGCAUCAAGGGUCGCCGCAUUGGACAUUGGCUUUAACAACUUGUCCCAAGAUUCCACCUCCACCUCCUCAACCACAACUCCAAAAUUCAUUUACUUACUCGGUGCAGAUGAGGUAACGAGCAAAGAGAUCCCCAAGGAUGCUUUUGUUGUAUACCAAGGCCACCAUGGUGACGUUGGAGCUUCCUUUGCAGACGUGAUAUUACCAGGUUCAGCAUACACCGAGAAAUCAGGCACAUAUGUAAACACCGAAGGCCGUACACAAAUAACGAGAGCCGCUACAAAUCCACCGGGCGUUGCGCGUGAGGACUGGAAGAUUAUCAGAGCCUUGUCUGAAUACUUGAAUGCUAAAUUGCCAUAUGACGACAUUGUCUCGCUCAGGUUGAGGUUAGGAGAGAUUGCACCACACUUGGUGAGACACGAUGUCGUUGAGCCUGUUUCGUCUGAAAUUGCCCAAAUUGGAUUCCUUGAUUUGGUCAACAAAAACAAAAAGGCCAAGGCCAGCGGCGAGCCAUUGAAGAACCCAAUACAAAACUUUUACAUGACGGACUCGAUAUCGCGUUCUUCACCAACGAUGGCCAAGUGUGUCGCUGCAUUUGGUGCAAAGAUUGACAAGGUAAAAGAUGAGAAACCAGACAUAAACUUUUAG
Molecule: messenger RNA, 2181 nt
Organism: Lodderomyces beijingensis
Lineage: Eukaryota; Fungi; Ascomycota; Pichiomycetes; Serinales; Debaryomycetaceae
Source: the annotation of a GenBank genome assembly